This is a messenger RNA of Hansenula anomala, 462 nucleotides long. RefSeq names its product Egd1p (gene EGD1). NCBI's taxonomy places the organism in Eukaryota, Fungi, Ascomycota, Saccharomycetes, Phaffomycetales, Wickerhamomycetaceae. The record is from RefSeq and is a predicted model, not a curated record. Bases 1 to 462 code for a protein of 153 amino acids. Gene Ontology annotation, cellular component: nascent polypeptide-associated complex; cytosol. The transcript has a single exon.
AUGCCAAUUGAUCAAGAAAAAUUAGCUAAAUUGCAAAAACAAAGCAACAACAAAGUUGGUGGUAUCAGAAGAAAAGCUAAAAAACCAACUCAAAAACCUUCAGCUGAUGAUUCAAAAUUACAAGCUACUUUACAAAAAUUAAACGUCCAAACUUUGGAUGGUGUUGAAGAAGCCAACUUCUUCAAAGAUGACGGUAAAGUCUUGCAUUUCAACAGAGUUGGUGUCCAAGCUGCUGACCAACACAACACUUAUGGUUUCUAUGGUAUUCCACAAGAAAAGGAAAUUACUGAAUUAAUUCCAAACAUUAUUCCUCAAUUAGGUGCUGAAAACUUGGACAUCUUGUCUAAAUUAGCUGCUCAAUUACAACAACAAAAAGGUGCUGCUCCAGAAGGUAAAGCUGAAGGUGAUGAUGAAAUCCCAGAUUUAGUUGAAGGUGAAAACUUUGAAUCUCAAGUUGAAUAA